This is a messenger RNA of Anopheles cruzii, 1566 nucleotides long. Its product is annotated as gustatory receptor for bitter taste 66a-like. Bases 1 to 1566 code for a protein of 521 amino acids. NCBI's taxonomy places the organism in Eukaryota, Metazoa, Arthropoda, Insecta, Diptera, Culicidae. Gene Ontology annotation, cellular component: membrane; neuronal cell body; axon. Gene Ontology annotation, biological process: sensory perception of taste. The transcript has 3 exons. The record is from RefSeq and is a predicted model, not a curated record.
AUGUCCGCUUCUUCGACAGGUGGAUUGUUGGAUUCGUUGCGCGGUCUCUUCUAUGUUUCUACCAUUUUUGGGGUAAUUCCUUUGUCUUUGCGUGCGUUUUAUAAACGGCGCGUUCUGCAGGUGUCUAUCACCGGUAACGUAUGGGUGGUGUGCAACAUCAUUGUCUACACGGCGCUGUACCACGUGGCAACCACGAACUACGUGAAGGACAACUGGGGAUCACAAAAAACUCUGACCAAUGCGAUCGGCAUUUUCGUUACUUACAUGGAACCGAUUAUGAUGAGCACGGAUAUGGUGGCGGGAAUGUUCAAUCAGAAGCGUAUUAUUGAGACUUUGGAGCGGUUGAACCGCGUUGAUGCCAAACUUGCCGGAGAAGGUAUCCAGAUCAACAACCGUCCUUUGCAGCACAUCGCCCUGCUUUUAGGCCUGUCCAUGCUGGGUUUCGAGGCAGUCAUCACGGUGUAUAGUUUCGUGGUCUUCGAGGAAGCCGUAACAUUCGUCUCGAUCAUUUGGUUCAUCACGACCAUACCGACGGCGCUUAACUCGGUCUGCCGCAUUUGGUUCAUCCUUCUCGUACACGCCGUUCGCCAACGGUUUAACGCCAUGAAUGCACACAUGAGCGAAAUUGCACAGGGACUACAGCACUACAAGGAGCAACAAGGCAGCGAACGGGAUAAAGAGGUGUGCGAUGUUCCGUUGGACUAUCUGGAGAAAGAAAUAUUUACCGUUUACACCCAGAAGAAGCUGCAGCUUGCGGCAACACCACCGAAAAAGAAACUGCUCACAACUCGGGUCAUUAGUGUUAAGCCGUACGAAGCGAAAAACUUGGGGCACAAGCCGGUACCAGUGCCAUCGCGUCGCAAUGUGGUCCAUCCAUCGGCAAAGCAAGAGCGACCGGGCGCAGUCCAAGAGUUCCUUCCGAGCGAUAUUCGACAAUGGCCCCGGAUCGACCAGCGGAUGGACAACAAGUUAAUACUGAUCUGCCGGACUCACGAUGAACUGUGUGAGAUUGGGAAAAUUAUCAACCGCAUGUACAGCGUGCAGAUGCUCGUUGCGAUGGCCCACGGGUUUGUCGCUAUAACCGCACAGCUAUACUUUCUCUACUGUGGGCUGACAGGGCAGGAGGUGCCGAUCCUGUUCCGCUCCGCUCAGGUGCUGCUUCUGUCGCUGACGUACAUCUGCUACACGGCACUCAAGUGUGUUGUUCCGAUAUUCGUGUGCUGGAAGACCAAAACCGACUCGCACAGGACCGGUAUCGAGAUGCACCACUUGGCAAACGUGAUCGACGAAAGUCAUUGCUACGAGGUGGUCAAUCAUCUUUCGCUGAAACUGCUCAACCACCAUCUGAACUUCAGCGCUUGUGGAUUCUUCGAUCUAGACAUGACAACGUUGUAUGCGAUUACCGGUGCUGUGACGAGCUAUUUGAUCAUUUUAAUCCAAUUCAACCUAGCUGCCAUUCAGAAGUCCAGUGGAAAUACGACCAGCAUAGCUAAUGUAACAACAACUGCACUAGCAAUUAUCGACGAGGUCACCACGGCGCUGGCGACUUACACGAGCCCCAAGUAG